Capsicum annuum is the source of this 1731-nucleotide messenger RNA. RefSeq names its product cytochrome P450 724B1. The transcript is spliced from 9 exons. Bases 69 to 1514 code for a protein of 481 amino acids. Lineage: Eukaryota; Viridiplantae; Streptophyta; Magnoliopsida; Solanales; Solanaceae. The record is from RefSeq and is a predicted model, not a curated record. Gene Ontology annotation, molecular function: monooxygenase activity; heme binding; oxidoreductase activity, acting on paired donors, with incorporation or reduction of molecular oxygen. Gene Ontology annotation, biological process: sterol metabolic process.
AACCUCAAUUUGCUACCAACUUCAUAAAAUCAAUUUUCUUUCUUCUCACUCAUAAAAUUAAAACUUCAAUGGGUGAAGAAGGUAGCCUUUUGAUAAUUGUAACCACACUAGUUAUAAGUUUUGUAAUUGGCAUCAUUUUAAACCAUUUUUGGCCUUUGUUCUUCAACAAUAAUGGUACUACUACUACUCUUGUGAUUCCCAAGGGCACUUUUGGAUGGCCUUUACUUGGUGAAACACUUUCUUUUUUGAAGCCUCAUCCUUCUAAUUCUAUUGGUACUUUCCUUCAACAACAUUGUUCUAGGUAUGGGAAAGUGUUCAAAUCUCAUUUGUUUUUCUCUCCAACAGUAGUAUCUUGUGACCAGGACCUUAAUUACUUCAUACUACAAAAUGAAGAUAAGUUAUUUCAGUGUAGUUAUCCAAAGCCAAUCCAUGGUAUACUUGGAAAAGUUUCAUUGCUUGUGGCUGUUGGUGACACACACAAAAGGCUUAGGAAUGUUUCAUUAUCACUAAUCAGCACAAUUAAGUCUAAACCUGAGUUUAUUAAUGAUGUGGAAACAUUAGCCCUUCAGAUUCUUCAAUCUUGGAAAGAUAAAAAACAAGUCAGCUUCUGGGAGGAGUCAAGACAGUUUUCAUUCAAUGUGAUAGUGAAACAAGUUCUUGGAUUAACUCCAGAUGAUCCACAAAGUGCAACAAUUCUUCAAGAUUUUCUUGCUUUCAUGAGAGGCCUAAUUUCUUUACCACUCUACAUACCUGGAACUCCAUAUGCAAGAGCAGUGCAGGCUAGAAGUAGAAUAUCAUCAACUAUCAAAGCAAUUAUAGAGGAAAGAAGAAGAAAAGAUGAUGGUGAUGAUAGUAAAAAGAAUGAUUUUCUAGAGAUACUUCUUUGUGUUGAUACCUUAUCUGAAGAUGAAAAAGUUAGCUUUGUUCUUGAUUCUCUCCUUGGUGGUUAUGAGACCACUUCUCUCCUCAUGGCUAUGAUCGUUUUCUUUGUUGGUCAAUCACAAACUGUUCUCCAUCAACUUAAGGAAGAGCAUGAUAACAUAGGAAGCACGAAGGAAAAGGAGGAGUUUUUGAGUUGGGAAGAUUACAAGAAGAUGGACUUCACUCAAAAGGUAAUAAAUGAAGCUCUGAGAUAUGGGAAUGUUGUCAAAUUUGUGCACCGAAAGGCCCUUAAAGAUGUCAAAUUUAGAGAUUACGUGAUUCCAGCGGGUUGGAAGGUCCUACCAAUAUUCAGUGCAGUUCAUUUGGACCCAACAGUUCAUCCUAAUGCCCUACACUUUAAUCCUUGGAGAUGGGAGAGUGAUGAGCAAAUAUGCAAGAAAUUGACUCCAUUUGGUGGAGGGUCAAGAUGUUGUCCUGGAUUUGAACUUGCAAAGGUUGAAGUAGCAUUUUUCCUCCACCACCUAGUACAAAAUUACAGAUGGGAGGUACAAGAAGGAGAAGGGCCUAUUGCAUAUCCAUAUGUGGAGUUCAAAAAUGGUUUAACAAUCAGACUUCAUCAAAAUUCUAUUUAGGCCCAUGGAUUAGGCAAUUGAAAGUCCAAUGAUAUGUCAUUAGUAUACUUAUGAUAAUCAUCUGUUUUCCCUAGUACAGAAAGAAAACAGGAUUUCCUUUUUUUAUUUCUUUUUCUUUUUUUGGUGUAUGCAUACAUAAUUCCGGGGAGAAAUGUAAUAAUUUUUCUGCACUUUCUUUAAUGUCUAAGUAUUAGUCGAUUCAUAUUCAUGACUCAAA